Messenger RNA from Vicia faba (fava bean), 2079 nucleotides. NCBI's taxonomy places the organism in Eukaryota, Viridiplantae, Streptophyta, Magnoliopsida, Fabales, Fabaceae. The record is from the annotation of a GenBank genome assembly.
AUGCCUGCUGAAAGAAUGGAUUCUGAAUUGUGGAAAUCAAAUGAAAUGUGGAAAGAAAAUGUUGAUAUAGUUUCUUCUCUGGAUGAAAGAACGCUCUUUUCAAGUUCUUUAUCAGAUUUGUGUAGCAGAAAAUUGCGAUUAUCUGCGAAUAAUGCUUUAUAUGCACAUUCUGUGGAUGCAAUUGCGUCGCGUUACGAGGAAGAGAGGCUUACUGAAUCGCUUGAAGAACUCAAGGCUCGAAUAAUUGUUAAUCUACUCCCAGAUGAGGAUGAUUUGCUUUCUGGAGUGACUAAUGACUUCGUCAUUCCAGAUAGCACGGGUGAUGAGGUCGAAGAACUAGACCUUUUCAAUAGUGGUGGAGGUUUUGAGCUUGAAGAUGAUGGUGAUUCGUCCUCCAGAGAAAAGAACUCUGAAAUCAUCGGUGGAGCUCGUAAUAAAAAUUCAAUCGUGGGAGAAAAUCUUUCUAGCGAACACGCUUCUAGAAGAUUGUUUGUGAGAAAUAUCGACGGUGAUGCUGAAAACUCGGUAUUGAAAGCCCUUUUUGAGCAAUUUGGAGAUAUUCAAACUUUUGAUAGAGCUUGUAAGCAUCAAGGGAAUGCUAUGAUAACAUAUUAUGAUAUCAGAGGUUCCCAAAAUGCAAUGAGAGCACUCCAGAAUCGACACUUCAGCUGCAGGAAAUUCGACAUUCAUUAUUCGACUUCUCAGGUUCAUCCCGAAUUCAAACAGAACGAAUGCAACCUCUGUCUACAUCAGAAGAGUCCUCCCCUUAAGCCAACAACUGGCGUGCAACAUGGGAUCUCUCCAAGUGUUCUGAACAAGUCACCGUCUCUAACCAUACAUAAAUCAGUUGGAAACCAAUGUGAAAUUUCUGAAUCAAGUUUCUCAGGCCAGUUGAAUUUUGAUACUCAGCCUGAAUUAGCUUUUCAACCUCAUUCCUUCCCAGAACAUCAUCGUAGUGGUGUACGCCACAGUCCUCUUGACGUGCCUGCAAACGUCAAUCUCAAAACACAGGAAAGAACCGAUAACAUGCAGUUUUUUCAAGUAAACUCCAAUAGACCCUUCAAGGAUUUUGAAGCAUGUGUUUCAAAAUCCUCCGGUAAUGAAUUCUCAAGCUUCCCUCUUCCUGGCCAUCAUGAAAACUGGACUAAUUCCUAUCCUCCGCCUCGAACCAUGUGGCAAAGUUCACCUUCAUUUUUCAAUGGAGCUUGUGCAGCACCUACCCUACAAAGAUUGAACCAAAUUCCUAUAUCACCACCACAUAUGCUAACUGUUUUACCAACAAAUAACCAUCUUGUUCAAUCACCUCCUCUUUGGCACAGAAGAUAUUCUUAUCCAGCUGAAUCUAUAACACCACACUCUGUCGACUUUGUUCCUCAUAACAUGCUCCCUCAUUUUGGACUCAACUUCCAUAACCAAAGGGCCAUGGUGUUUCCUGAAAGAAACCAUAUGAUUAAUUCAGUUGAUACUACUUAUAAACGCAUUCGAAGCCGUAGAAAUGUAGGCACGUCGAACUCGGCUGACUUGAAACAAUAUGAACUUGAUAUUGACUGCAUUAAAAGAGGCAAAGAUAACCGAACAACGCUUAUGAUCAAGAACAUUCCCAACAAGUAUACUUCCAAGAUGUUGUUGGCUGCAAUCGAUGCACACCAUAAAGGAACUUAUGAUUUUUUGUAUCUACCAAUUGAUUUUAGAAACCGAUGCAAUGUUGGAUAUGCAUUCAUCAACAUGACUGAUCCUAGCUUCAUUGUACCAUUCUACAAGGAUUUCAAUGAGAAAAAGUGGGAGAAAUUCAACAGUGAGAAAGUGGCAUCACUUGCAUAUGCUCGCAUACAAGGGAAGGCCGCUCUUAUUGCUCACUUCCAGAAUUCAAGUUUGAUGAAUGAGGAUAAGCGUUGCAGGCCUAUCCUCAUCAACACGGACGGUCCAAAUGCUGGUGAUGAGGUACCUUUCCCAAUUGGUAUAAUUGGUGGCAACAAAAAUGUAAGAGAUAGAAGCAACACUCUUGAGCAUAACACUCCUAAUUCGGGAAACUUGCAACCAUCAUCUGAUAAAGACAGUAUUUCAAAGGAAUCAGACUAA